Messenger RNA from Oreochromis niloticus (Nile tilapia), 2324 nucleotides. Its product is annotated as serine/threonine-protein kinase pim-2. The record is from RefSeq and is a predicted model, not a curated record. Gene Ontology annotation, molecular function: ATP binding; protein serine/threonine kinase activity. Gene Ontology annotation, biological process: negative regulation of apoptotic process; protein autophosphorylation; regulation of mitotic cell cycle. Lineage: Eukaryota; Metazoa; Chordata; Actinopteri; Cichliformes; Cichlidae. Gene Ontology annotation, cellular component: cytoplasm. Bases 1333 to 1956 code for a protein of 207 amino acids. The transcript has 9 exons.
AAAACACUAACAUAGCACACAAGACUAUCAAAGUAAAACAGCAAACAAGAGACUUUUACAAAGACACAGAGUUGACACAGAGACAUGACUGACUGGGGAGAAAUUGGGGAACAUGGAAAGAAGAAUGACUAGACAUGACACGUGGGACACAGGGGCAAGGCAAAGUAACAGAAACCUAAAGCCUAAGAAUAUAACACAAGAAGAAAACAAUAAAGAGAACCAAAAACAUACAUAAGAAUAAUCAAUGAAUAUAAAUGAACAAACACAAAACACUGGGUCACAGACUCAGUACCAUGACAGUUAAAUGUACAAUAAUAAAUACUUUAAAUCAGAUGACAAUGUAGCUGACACUGUGUUUAUUAGUGUGUGGUCAACCACAAAUCUUCAUACUGUCAUCCAUACAUGAGGUCUUUAUACAAACGAUGAAAGAUAAUGAAAGAAACUGUUUCAUUGAUAUGAAAUGAUUGAAUUAUAUGAAAUAUUAUGGCUUUGUCUGCCAGAGUGUUUUUCUGUAAACUACUUUGAACUACUGGCAGUCAGUGAAGUCACUGAAAGGCAAGAUUCUAUGUUGUGUUGCCGUAGUUUCCAGAGUUUACUUAUAAAGCUCACUUACAGAAUUCAGUUAGAAAAGUCAAGCAUUUGAAGGGCGCACAUUUGAAGGAAUAUUAACUCAAUAUUAACUCAUUACGGUUUACAUUUUCGAGUUUAAAAGUUCUCAGAAAUUACAAUGAAAAAGGAAACAAGAAAAAUUACCACUCCAGCCGAUAAGAAAGAUUCAGGAGAUCAAGAUUGUAAGAGCAGGACUGCUAAAAGAAAGGCCAGUCCUGAAAAGAAGACCCCAAUAAAAAGGAGGAGGGUCGCUGAGCAGGCUGGUCCUUCCACCAGCUCAGAUGUGGUCAAAGGAGUGAAGCGCAAGGUUGUGCAAGAUGAAGAGGGCACAACAAAGAAAGCAAAGAAGGCUAAACUUCUCGACCAUAUGAGCGGUGACAAGGAGCAAGCAUCCUCCUUGUUGGACUCUGGUAAAGACUUGAAUAACAAACAGGUGUGCGCAAAAAAUGGCAAAAGAAAGGCCGCGGGAGACAACAGAGAGUCACCCAAGAAAAAAAAAGGAAUGUGGACCAGGACAAAAAAUCAGUGGCAGACCAAAAACGUGAAUUCCAAGCCAGAUAUGUGGAGGAGCACCAGCUCGGAGAAGGAGGCUGCGGAGCAGUGUUUGCUGGCUACCGGAUAGAAGAUCGUUUUCCAGUUGCCAUCAAACACGUUCCCAAAAAUAAAGUCUACUGCAAAGUGGCGGAUGAAAGCGGGAAGAAGCUCUCAGUGGAAGUGGCCAUUAUGGUUAAACUUGCAGGUGAAGCAGAAGGGUCAGUGGGAAUAUCUGCACCUGUGUCCUUGCUGGAGUGGUUCGACCUUGGCAAAGAGCUGAUCCUGGUGCUGGAGAGACCUGUCCCCGCUGUGGACCUGCAAAAAUACAAAGCAGAAAAUGGAAGAACUUUAACAGAGGACAAGGCCAAGGUCAUUCUGAAGCAACUAGUUGAUGCUGUAAAGGAACUUGAGGAUAAACACAUCUUUCAUCGGGACAUCAAGGGACAAAACAUUCUGAUUGAGACCGGCUCAGAUGUGCCUCGUGUUCGCAUCAUUGACUUUGGACUGAGCUGCUUUGUUAAACAGCGAUCUCUGUAUCGCAUCUUCUAUGGCACUCCUCUUCACAUCCCUCCCGAGUGGUACAUUAGGAGCUGCUACAGGUGUGGACCCACCACGGUGUGGCAAAUGGGAGUGGUGUUGUAUGAAGCGCUUCAUGCACGAUACUUUAGUACCGCGAGGUUCCUCACAAAGAAACUGAGCAUCAAAAAGCGUCUGUCCACAGAAUGCCGGAAUUUCUUGGACGCAUGUUUAGCUAUAGUCCCGGAGAAGCGCCCAACACUGGAGGAGCUCCAGCUUCACCCCUGGCUAAGAUAACACACACAAACACACAAUUCACACCUUAUCAUAUAAGUAUGAUACAUUGUAGUAACUUCCUUUCUUUUUUCUGUUGGACAGGAAUAGAUAGAAUGGGUCAAUCUUAAAAAAUAAAUAAAUAAAAAUCUAGCUUUUUUGGAGUUCCUGUAACCCCCCCAGCCAUCCCAGGAAAGGGGAUCUCUCUUUGAAUGGGCUUUCCCGAGGUUUCUUCCCAUCGAUCUGGCCCCCUGGGGAGUUUUUCCUCGUCUUCAUAGAGAGCUUGGGCUGGGUCAGGAGCUCCAUCAAAACUGUCUUUAUUUGAUGACUUUAAAAUAAAGAUGUGUUUUACUUAAAGUAAAAUUUGAUCAAAAUAAAACUUGUUUAAUUCA